AUGAUGACUAAGCAAUAUCUUGGCGGUACGCUACUUCUAAUUUAUCGCCCGCAUCAAGAGCUACACGUCUACCCCACGCCGUGCGUGUCGACGGGCAACAAAUAUCUCCAUCCAAUCUGCGCCAGCUCCGAGUCGCCGAAAAUGAGGCUCACUACAGAUCUGAUCAAUAAUUCUCUCUCCUUCAUCAACCCUCUCACGGAGCGUGAGCUCGACUUGCGAGGGCACAAGAUCUCCGCUAUUGAGAACAUGGGAGCUGCGCGGGAUAACGAUGCAAUCGACUUCACCGACAACGAUAUUGCGCAACUGGGCAACUUUCCACUGCAACCUCGUCUCCGUACGCUUUUUCUAGCGCAAAACCGUAUCUCGAGUAUUCAGGCCAACCUCUCAUCCAGCAUCCCAAACCUGACGACGCUCGUUCUGACCAAGAACCGACUGGCUGAACUGGCCGACUUGGACCCUCUAGGUGGAUUCAGGAAACUUGUCUAUUUGACACUAGUUGGCAACCCGGUUACGAGCAAGGAGAACUAUCGACUCUGGGUAAUCUUCCGCGUCCCGUCCCUUCGCUUCUUUGAUUUUGUCAAAGUCCGUGAUCGAGAACGGCGACAAGCUGCCGAACUGUUUGGCACUGCUGAUGCACCCACCGAGCUCGCAUCGAGAAUAAUGGGUCAAAAGUCCAAGGGCUUCGUAGUGCCUACUUUCACCAACGGCUCCGACAGCCCAGCCAAGGAGCGACUUUGGACGGAUGACGAGAAGAAGCGAAUGCGGGCAGCAAUCAAGGCGGCGGGGAGUUUGGCGGAGAUGGCGAGGCUGGAGAAGGACUUCGCCGAAGGUCGAAUACCUGCAUAUGUGCUAGAGGGGGGAGAUGCCAUGGAGAUGUAA
This is a messenger RNA of Periconia digitata, 879 nucleotides long. NCBI's taxonomy places the organism in Eukaryota, Fungi, Ascomycota, Dothideomycetes, Pleosporales, Periconiaceae. The record is from the annotation of a GenBank genome assembly.